Menidia menidia (Atlantic silverside) is the source of this 1507-nucleotide messenger RNA. The record is from the annotation of a GenBank genome assembly. Lineage: Eukaryota; Metazoa; Chordata; Actinopteri; Atheriniformes; Atherinopsidae.
CUUAGAAAUCUGUCACAACGUGACGUUUUGUGACACGUGACCCGCUCUUUGUUACAGACCCCACCUCUUUCCCGUGAACGCGCCUUAAGCCGAAUUAGAAAAUCCUGGGUUAACAAAGCUUCUCGAUAUUCCGUCUGAUGGCGCCGCUUGUUCUGCCCCCGCUCUUUGCAUCCCGGGGCAGAUGAUUGAUGACGCGGCACGGGCUGGAUGCAACUGACGCAUUGACUGAGCAGAGUUUUAUUCCGUCCCACGGCGCAGGGUUUGGAUUUGAUUACUAAAUCUAGCAUUGGAACAUCUCGGAUAACUGCGCGCACUCGCUCCGCCGCCAAGGGGAGAGCAGUCGCCCUCCGAAACCCGGAUCAGAAUGAUGAAUGCAGACAGAGAUUUCCAGAUGACCAGGAAGCAGGAAAGGGCGCACUUUUUCAGCUCUAAAGAGCAGGAACUCAUCAUGAAGUUGUAUGAAGAGGAGCGAGAGAUCCUCACAGCUAAAUCCAACACCACCAGUGCCUCUAAGCUGAGGGAGGAGGCCUGGCAGAGGAUUGCUGACAGAAUAAAUGCGGUAUCGGACAGUGGCUACAAAAGGACAUGGCAGCAAGUAAAAGUCAAGUAUAAGAACAUAGUCCAAACAGCCAAACGGAAAAGAGCCGAGGUGCUGCGGAAUGAGGGCGGCUCGGCCACGCCGUCGCUGACCUCUGCGGAGGAGGAGGCGCUGCACCCCCGAGACGGCUCGCUCCGGGUGGAGGUCCUGCCCGGGGGCGCCUGCCUCGCCCCGCUGACCGGACCUGACAGCUCUUUUAUGAGCGUGUCGGGUCACCCGGUCCUGCUCCUGCCGGUCACUAAGACGGAGCCGGAGAGCCUGAGCGGGGACGAGACCGACAUCAGCGACACUCAUUUUGAAGGGGACGUGCACAGCAGUAGCCUCCGGGACGUGGGCAACUCGGCCCGGUCAGCGGCCGGUGGCAGGAGUUCUGAGAGGCAGAGAGAAGAUUUGAAGACCCUCUACGGCCGCUACCUCAAAAAGGAGAUGGAGAACAGAGACCAGGAAAUGGCAUACAGAGCACUUAAAAUGAGGAAGCUGGAAAAAGAAAUCCUCUUACUUGAUAAGCAGCUAAUGUGAUUGUGAAAUGGCAUUUUUAAAGUUAUUUUAUAUUCAUCAUACGUACAGAAGAACACGUCUGCUCAGAUAGAUCAGAACAACAGUCCUGUGUAGCAUCUCAUCAGGACUCAUGGGGGGGGUAGCAGUUUUUUAAAUUAAUCCACUUUUCCAACACAGAGCAUAAGAAUGAAAUACUUCUCGCUGUGCUGAAACCUUUGUAAGGAGGUGGAAUUUUAUUGGUGACAUCAUGUCAAAAUGGUAAAGGGUUUCCACGAGCGGCAGUGUUUUUUCUUUGCAUAAGAAAUUAAGCUGAAAUUCCACAUUUAUGUAGCCAUCAUCUCACUGUAAAAGGUGUAAACGUGAAGUUUUCAUUUUCUUUUUAUCAGACUGUCCUGCCCCAAACCAAUGUUC